Messenger RNA from Penicillium oxalicum, 1305 nucleotides. Its product is annotated as L-threonylcarbamoyladenylate synthase. Gene Ontology annotation, molecular function: nucleotidyltransferase activity; double-stranded RNA binding; tRNA binding. The transcript has a single exon. The coding region runs from base 1 to 1305 and encodes 434 amino acids. Gene Ontology annotation, biological process: regulation of translational fidelity. The record is from RefSeq and is a predicted model, not a curated record. Gene Ontology annotation, cellular component: cytoplasm. Lineage: Eukaryota; Fungi; Ascomycota; Eurotiomycetes; Eurotiales; Aspergillaceae.
AUGGCGACGCAGGAGACAAGGGUCGUCUCGAUUCAACGUCUGCAGUCAGGCCCCGGGUCUCGGACCCUGGCUGAAUGGUGGGCGGACGAGACGAAGCUACAGACUCCCGAGGCCAAGGCCAUCGAGGAAGCGGCACAGCUUCUCCGCACCAGCGAUAUCCCCGUCGCCUUUCCCACCGAGACUGUGUACGGCCUGGGUGCGGAUGCCACACGAAGCGCAGCGGUUCAGGGUAUCUAUCGUGCCAAGCAACGUCCCUCCGACAACCCUCUCAUCGUCCACGUCGACUCCCUGGACAUGCUGACUCGUCUCCUCAACCCCUCCUCGUCAUCCCCCGACAGCCGGUCGUCCACGCAGACUCCACGUAUUCACCUCCCAGAAAUCUAUCGUCCCCUGGUGGAACGCUUCUGGCCGGGUCCAUUGACCAUCAUCCUCCCCAAUCCCUCCGGAUCGGACCUCGCUCCCGAAGUCACUUCCAGUCUCACCACCUUUGGCGUGCGAAUGCCUAAAUCCGCCCUGGCACGCCUCCUCAUUCACGUCACCGACCGCCCUCUGGCUGCCCCCUCCGCCAACGCCUCGACCAAACCUUCUCCCACCACUGCCCAACAUGUCUACCAUGACCUGCAUGGGCGCAUUGAUCUCAUCCUCGACGGCGGUCCCUCGGGUGUGGGUGUGGAGAGCACCGUCGUCGACGGGCUCUGUCACCCCCCGGCUAUUCUCCGCCCCGGUGGCAUCGGUCUCGAAGAGCUCCGUAGCUGCCCCGGCUGGGAAGAGGUUACCGUUGCAUACCACGACGGCACGCUGGACGUGAAAGAGAUCCCUCGCGCCCCGGGAAUGAAAUACCGCCACUACUCCCCCAAGGCGCGAGUCGUCCUCUUUGAAUCUGGAUCUCAGAUCGCGGGUGUGACCCGCCACGUACGGAGAGAUCUUGCCGACGGCGCGGUUGGCGCACACAAUAUCGGCAUUGUGCGCACGCGUAUGUGGCCUCAGGGACUGGAUCUUCUGCCCAGCGAUGCGCUGGCCUCGUCCAUACGACCGGUUUCUUCGGCCAUUGAGCACUUACAGAGCUUCCCCGUUCCCGGCCAGGAGAUGGGCAGCCCAAGCAAUCGGACCAAGACCGCAUAUGACUACCAUCUGGGGUCGGACACGGAAGCCAUUGCGCAUGGACUGUUUGCAGCUCUGCGAGCCCUGGAUGAGCUCGAUGUGGAUGUCAUCUAUGUCGAAGGCAUUCCCGAUCGAGAUGGGGAUCUGGCCGCCGCCGUGAUGAAUCGUUUGCGCAAAGCAGCCGGGGCUGAGUUGAAGGCGUAG